AUGGCGACCCAUUUGGAAAUGCCUGCAGAGGAGAUUUGCUCAGAGUGUCAUACCAACAAUAGCAAUGAGGUAGGGCAGGGCAGAGCAGAGCAGAGCAGAGCAGAGCAGAGCAGAGCAGAGCAGAGCAGAGCAGAGCAGAGCAGAGCAGAGCAGAGCAGAGCAGAGCAGAGCAGAGCAGAGCAGAGCAGAGCAGAGCAGAGCAGAGCAGAGCAGAGCAGAGCAGAGCAGAGCAGAGCAGAGCAGAGCAGAGCAGAGCAGAGCAGAGCAGAGCAGAGCAGAGCAGAGCAGAGCAGAGCAGAGCAGAGCAGAGCAGAGCAGAGCAGAGCAGAGCAGAGCAGAGCAGAGCAGAGCAGAGCAGAGCAGAGCAGAGCAGAGCAGAGCAGAGCAGAGCAGAGCAGAGCAGAGCAGAGCAGAGCAGAGCAGAGCAGAGCAGAGCAGAGCAGAGCAGAGCAGAGCAGAGCAGAGCAGAGCAGAGCAGAGCAGAGCAGAGCAGAGCAGAGCAGAGCAGAGCAGAGCAGAGCAGAGCAGAGCAGAGCAGAGCAGAGCAGAGCAGAGCAGAGCAGAGCAGAGCAGAGCAGAGCAGAGCAGAGCAGAGCAGAGCAGAGCAGAGCAGAGCAGAGCAGAGCAGAGCAGAGCAGAGCAGAGCAGAGCAGAGCAGAGCAGAGCAGAGCAGAGCAGAGCAGAGCAGAGCAGGGCAAGCAAGGCAUGGUGAUGUGA
Molecule: messenger RNA, 717 nt
Organism: Fusarium subglutinans
Lineage: Eukaryota; Fungi; Ascomycota; Sordariomycetes; Hypocreales; Nectriaceae
Product: Hemolysin-type calcium-binding region:RTX n-terminal domain protein
Exons: 2
Coding region: 1-717 (238 amino acids)
Source: RefSeq, a predicted model, not a curated record